AUGGCUGCCUCAAAGGAGCUGGAUGUCGAGAAUAAGGGGCUGGAUGUCGAGAACAAGGAGAUGGAUGUCGAGAAUCAGGCGCCGGCCACCGAGGCCUCUCCAGGCACGGUGCUCCCAGCUUAUGAUGGGACAGCCCUGGGGCAAACCAACACGCUCAGGCGGAGCCUCCAGGGUCGCCAUAUGCAGAUGAUUGCCAUCGGUGGUGCUAUCGGUGCUGGUCUGUUUGUCGGCACUGGAGGUGCUCUCCAUUCGGGAGGACCGGGCGCCUUGCUCAUCUGCUACUUGAUUGUCGGAGGGAUGCUUCUCGUGACCAUCCAGGCCCUGGGAGAACUGGCAGUGCUCUAUCCCGAGAACGGAGCUUUCUUCACGUAUUGUGUCCGCUUCAUUAGUCCAGCAUGCGACUGGAAGUACAACAGGGGAUUUUCCGUCGGUUGGGACUAUGCCCUGAGCUGGCUCACCGUCUUACCCUUUGAGCUUACAGCUGCGAGUAUCACGAUCAAGUACUGGAAUGACACCUUGAAUGUUGGUAUAUUUAUCACGAUUUUCCUGGUUGCUUUGUGUGUCGUCCAAAUUUUUGGUGUCCGUGGCUAUGGCGAAGUCGAAUUUGUCCUUAGCGUGAUCAAAGUGACUGCGCUUAUUGGGUUCAUCAUCCUUGGCAUCGUGAUUGACUGCGGUGGUGCGCCCAACGGCGGAUACAUUGGAGCUCAUUACUGGCAUGACCCCGGUGCCUUCACCACCUUCGAGGGCUUCUGCUCCGUCUUCGUCACCUGUGCCUUUGCCUUUGCCGGCACGGAGCUGAGUGGUCUGGCAGCUGCGGAGGCAGCGAAUCCCGCAAAGACUAUCCCCAAGGCGACCAAGCAGGUAUUCUGGCGCAUCAUGAUUUUUUAUGUCCUGGGAACCUUCAUCGUCGGCCUGAUUGUUCCUAGCAGCGCCGAUUAUCUAUUGGGUUCCUCGGGUGCCAACACUAAAGCCUCACCUUUUGUGGUCUCGAUCCAGCAAGCAGGUAUCAAGGGUCUACCUUCCGUUAUGAACGCCGUCAUCACCAUCGCUGUGCUGAGUGUGGCUAACUCGGCCACCUACGGAUCCAGCCGUACUAUCCAGGCUCUGGCUGAACACAAGAUGGCCCCCAAGUUCCUCGCGUACAUUGACAAGCAUGGCCGCCCACUGUACUGCAUUCUCCUGCAGAUUGCGUUUGCCUUCCUGGCCUUUAUCAAUGAGGCCAAGCAGGGUGAGACCAUUUUCACUUGGCUGUUGGCUCUGUCCGGCAUUUCAAACUUCUUCGUUUGGGGCAGUAUCUGUCUCGCGCAUAUCCGUUUCCGUCAGGCAUGGAAAUACCACGGACGGGACAUCAAGGAGCUGGCCUUCGUGGCGCCCUUCGGCGUCAUCGGCAGCUGCAUUGGCUUCGGGCUCGUGGUACUGUGCCUGAUAGCUGCGUUCUACACCGCAGUGGCACCGCUGAGCGCUAUGACCUUCUUCGAGAACUAUCUCGCUGCUCCGAUUGUUUUGGCCCUCAUGGCUGGCUGGGGCAUAUAUGGCAAGUUUAACAAGGAUCCCGAGCUGAAACGCGGUGUCUGGUUCACUCGCAUCCAGGAUAUGGAUGUCUUGAGCAACAUUCGCGACACCGCGCUGGACUCCGAUCUGGCGCCCAGGAAGGAAUAUGCCACCUGGGGAGAGUGGUUCAAGGCUGCGCCCAUGAGAAUCUUGCGGUCGUUGAUCUGA
This is a messenger RNA of Penicillium riverlandense, 1719 nucleotides long. Its product is annotated as Amino acid transporter. Lineage: Eukaryota; Fungi; Ascomycota; Eurotiomycetes; Eurotiales; Aspergillaceae. Bases 1 to 1719 code for a protein of 572 amino acids. Gene Ontology annotation, cellular component: membrane. The transcript is spliced from 5 exons. The record is from RefSeq and is a predicted model, not a curated record. Gene Ontology annotation, biological process: amino acid transmembrane transport. Gene Ontology annotation, molecular function: amino acid transmembrane transporter activity.